CCUGGGACAGCGCCCGGAGAGAAUCGCGCUCUUAGGUCUUGUCUCCUGCAACAUGACCUAGAGGUCCUUGUGCAUGCAAGUGUCCACAGCUGCUGCCUCCAGGACAGCCACCAUGAGCAAGGCGGCUGACGCGGACGAGCUCAGCCUGAUGCCGGGCCUUCUGGAGGCGGCCAACACGAGUGGCAACGCGUCGGUGCAGCGCCAGGAUUUGUGGUGGGAGCUGGGGCUGGAGCUGCCUGACGGCGCGGCCCCAGGGCAUCCCCCGGGCGGCAGCGGCGCCGAGAGCGCGGACACCGAGGCUCGCGUGCGGAUCCUCGUCAGCGUGGUGUACUGGGUGGUCUGCGCGCUGGGGCUGGCGGGCAACCUGCUGGUGCUCUACCUGAUGAAGACCAAGCAGGGCUGGCGCAAGUCCUCCAUCAACCUCUUCGUCACCAACCUGGCGCUGACGGACUUCCAGUUCGUUCUUACCCUGCCCUUUUGGGCGGUGGAGAACGCGCUCGACUUCAAAUGGCCUUUCGGCAAGGCCAUGUGUAAGAUAGUGUCCGUCGUGACGUCCAUGAACAUGUACGCCAGCGUCUUCUUCCUCACUGCCAUGAGCGUGGCGCGCUACCGUUCGGUGGCUUCGGCUCUUAAGAGCCACCGGACCCGAGGGCACGGCCGGGGCGAUUGCUGCGGCCACAGCCUGGGGGACAGUUGCUGCUUCUCCGCCAAGGCCCUGUGCGCGUUGAUCUGGGCGUCGGCCGCGCUGGCUUCGCUGCCCACUGCCAUUUUCUCCACCACGAUCAAGGUGGUGGGCGAGGAGUUGUGCUUGGUGCGCUUCCCGGACAAGUUGCUGGGAGGCGACAGGCAGUUCUGGCUGGGCCUCUACCACUCGCAGAAGGUACUGCUAGGCUUCCUGCUGCCGCUGGCCAUCAUCAGCCUGUGCUACCUGCUGCUGGUGCGCUUCAUUUCCGACCGCCGCGUGGCUGGGGCAGACGGGGCGGGGGGGGGGGCCUUGACUGGAGCCAGCGCCCGCAGGCGGUCCAAGGUCACCAAAUCGGUGACCAUUGUGGUCCUCUCCUUCUUCCUGUGUUGGCUGCCCAACCAGGCGCUCACCACCUGGAGCAUCCUCAUCAAGUUCAACGCGGUGCCCUUCAGCCAAGAAUACUUCCUGUGCCAGGUGUACGCCUUCCCGGUGAGCGUGUGCCUGGCGCACUCCAACAGCUGCCUCAACCCCAUCCUCUACUGCCUCGUGCGCCGGGAGUUCCGCAAGGCGCUCAAAAGUCUGCUGUGGCGCAUCGCGUCGCCCUCGCUCACCAGUAUGCGCCCCUUCACGGCCACCACCAAGCCGGAGCCAGAAGAUCAGGGACUUCAGGCCCUGGCGCCUCUGCAAGCGGCUGCCGAGCCCGACCUGCUCUCCUACCCGCCCGGCGUGGUGGUCUACAGCGGGGGGCGCUACGACCGUCUGCCCAGCAGCUCCGCCUACUGACGCCGGCGGAGGGCCAGGGCGUGCUCCAGUGGCAGCCAGUUGGUCUUCCCAGGGCGGGGAAAGAGAACUGAUUAGGGGGAGGUGGGGGACCCCAGAACAAGAAGUAGGUGGGCCAAGGGUGGGGAGAAGUCUGGAGAAGCGGCCUGUGAAAGGCCGAAGGGCCUUCUCCGCAGAAGGUAGGCUGAGAAAUCCGGUGAAGAGAGGAACGUGGCAAAGGGGCAGAGGUCAGCCCCACAGAGCCAGGUCACCAGCCUCUGCUUUCAUCCCUACCCUUUCCGUACUCUGUCCACUCUGGGCCUGUGGGGACGCCCCAAAGCGGAGGGAGUUAUCAGAAAUACCGGGAAAAAAAUGGGUUGCACGAGAGAGGGGUUCUGUCAAAGGAGGCUCACUUGAGCGCUUUUAUCUCAGCGACUUCUAUGGAGCCCUUGCCCAGGGAAUUCACGGUGCAUCUAGACAGAGGAGUCUCCCUCCAAACUCCCUUUGCACCUUGUCUGGUGAAGCCAUCUCAGUAGGACGGUUCGACGUGUGCAUGGCUGCCUUGGGAGCCUAGAGUUUGGAGGCCAGAAACCGUUCCAGAAUUGGGAGAAAGCAGUGACCAUCUUGGGCCACCCGUGGGAGAAACAGAGGGGAGAGGCAGCCCAAUCUCAGAGUGGCGUUUAAUCUCUGCGAAGUCGGCUCACUAAUUAUAUGCUCCACUUAGCAAAGCCCUGCUUUGGGCGCAGUGUCUGCUCUGGAGUGAGCCAUUGAAUCCUUUAUCACCCCGGAAAGGGCUAACAGGCACACACUGAACUCUACUGUGCUUUAAGCUCAGGUGUCACCAAGGGCAAAACACUUGUCACCAGCAAGGGAGAGUGGUUCUCUGGGGACUAGGGGGAGUGGGGGAGCGUUGCAGAGGGAGGGAGAAGACGUGGUGUGAUUAGAGAGGCUAAAGAGAAAAACCUCUCUAAAG
Tupaia belangeri chinensis (Chinese tree shrew) is the source of this 2417-nucleotide messenger RNA. It is a transcript of the gene RXFP3, whose product is annotated as relaxin family peptide receptor 3. Gene Ontology annotation, cellular component: external side of plasma membrane; membrane. The record is from RefSeq and is a predicted model, not a curated record. Lineage: Eukaryota; Metazoa; Chordata; Mammalia; Scandentia; Tupaiidae. The transcript has a single exon. Gene Ontology annotation, molecular function: C-C chemokine binding; C-C chemokine receptor activity. Bases 74 to 1468 code for a protein of 464 amino acids. Gene Ontology annotation, biological process: cell chemotaxis; immune response; calcium-mediated signaling.